This is a messenger RNA of Entrophospora candida, 134 nucleotides long. The record is from the annotation of a GenBank genome assembly. Lineage: Eukaryota; Fungi; Glomeromycota; Glomeromycetes; Entrophosporales; Entrophosporaceae.
CUUUACAGAUCACAUACAAAGGUGAAAUUAUUGAAAAGUUGAAAGAUGAACAUUACAAGUUACUUGAAUUGGAAAAUAUUGGUAUUGUUCCAUCUGACACCCCAAUAGUUUAUCGUACUAGAACCGAACAAUAA